Linum tenue is the source of this 1028-nucleotide messenger RNA. The record is from the annotation of a GenBank genome assembly. NCBI's taxonomy places the organism in Eukaryota, Viridiplantae, Streptophyta, Magnoliopsida, Malpighiales, Linaceae.
UUUUCAUUUUAACUUGAUUAUUAAAAACUUGUCCUUAAAGAAGGGUUGUACAUGUGUUGUAUUUUUGUAGUACAAGGUGGUACAAGUAGUCAUAAGUAUGUUGAGGAUAGUACUUGUUCUUAACAUUCAACCAUCCAUUACUUAAACAUUGACAAACUCCAUUUUAAAAAGUUCAACUUAAUUAAACAUCUUUGUAGUCCUUAAUGGAGGAGGAGGAGGAAGAAGAAGCUUUAGAGAAAAUAAAGAGGAGAAGAAGAUGCGGAAAAAAGAAGAUGAAGUAGUUCGCUCCCUUUGCCAGGGUGACUUGAUCGUGGCCGGAGGUCAAUAUCGUCGCCCCCGCCGUAUCGCAGGCGUUGUACCCGGCGGCGUCCACCACCGCCACGUUGUGCAGCCCUUGCGGGGAUUUUGUAAGAGGCGUGAAGAAAUGUCUUGCAGAAAGUGGCCAAUUUAUAUCGUGGAGGAUGAAAAUUUUAAGUUAAGACGCAUUGACGGUCAUCUUGAGAUUCGCUUGACAGUGGCCAGGUAUGGCGCAGAUGAAGUAGUUUGCUCCCUUGGCCAGAGUCAGCUGGUCGUUGCCGGAGCUGUAAACCUUCGCCCCCGCCGCGCUGCAGGCGCUGUAGCCGCCGGAGCCCACCACCGCCACGUUGUGUACCCCUUUCGGGUAUUUGAAAACUGCAUGCAAACAUGGCAAUCAGAAGAAAGAAAAAAAAAAGAAUCAAAUAAUAAUAACGUUACACCUCGGAUCUCAUGGUGCAUUUAACGAGUAGUUGAGAUAAGAAGUAUGUAUUAAUUGAUUCGAUUUACCGAUCAUGUCACCGGCCUUGAAGCUCUUUCCGGCGGGCCAAGAGCCGGCGCCGAAGGUCCAAGUGACGGUGUAAGAGGCUGCAUCGGCCGGGUUCAUCUGCUCGACGGCGAACAUGAACAGUACCAUAGUGGUGGCCAGUAUUGCAAUAGCUCCUUUCAUUUUUGGUUUUUUUAGCUUUGUAAUAUUUAACUUGAUCAAUAUUAGCAAGUGAUUUUUUGGAUAG